Molecule: messenger RNA, 768 nt
Organism: Entamoeba dispar SAW760
Lineage: Eukaryota; Evosea; Mastigamoebida; Endamoebidae
Exons: 3
Coding region: 1-768 (255 amino acids)
Source: RefSeq, a predicted model, not a curated record
AUGGGAUGUUCAUUGUAUCAAACCUUCUUUAUUAUAUUAGUUUUAAUCACUUUUUGUUUAUCUAUAUUAACUACAUUUACAUUUAUAUUUGAUAAUAUACCUAAUGAAUAUGAUCGUUUUUCAGCAAGAAAUUUACUCAAUGGUUAUCACAACACAAUAACAUGUUCAAGCAAUCCAUUUAAAAAUAAAUAUACUUUUUCAUAUUCUCUUGGUACAGAGUAUCAAUAUAGUUGUCCAAUGAGUUUAUCAAUAAUUAUUAAAUUAAGUAUUAGUUGUUUAUUAUGUAUGGUAGUGAGUGGGUUGAUUAUUUAUUGUGUUAUUAUAAAGAAGAUAUCCUCAAUGUGUAUUAUUGUAAUGCUUUGUUGUAUUCUCAAUACAAUGUAUUCACUAUAUUGUGAAUUCUUUUUUAUUCAUGAAGAAAUUGAAGGAAGACAUUUCUGUGAAACAUUAAGAACAACUCAAUGGCAAUCUCCUGUUUCUAGUUUUAAAUGCCAUUCAUACCGUUAUACAGUUUUUUCAAUACUUCACACUACAACAAUUGUAUCAUUAAUGAUAUGUAGUAUUUCGUCAAGUUUUUAUAUUAAGGAUUACAAAGAACAACAAUAUUUAAACAAAAAAUUAGAAAAAAAAGAAAAAGAAAAAGAACAUAAAUUUACUGAAAAUGAAACAUAUCAAAGUGAUGCAUUAGUUAAUUUCGAAGAAUUAACAAAUCAUAAACAUAAUAUAAAACCUGGAGAAGUUGAUUUUUCACAACUAACUUAUAAUUAA